Molecule: messenger RNA, 628 nt
Organism: Drosophila bipectinata
Lineage: Eukaryota; Metazoa; Arthropoda; Insecta; Diptera; Drosophilidae
Product: WD repeat-containing protein on Y chromosome
Source: RefSeq, a predicted model, not a curated record
CAUGUUUAUCAGCUCCACCCACAAAACAAGUUUCCUGCAUUGUGGCCUUGCGUGUCUCAGCCAAAUUCCCAAAUUGAACAAACCAAAGAAUCAACUUUUUGCUAGGAAUAAUAAAUAAAUCAUAACCAGAGGAGGUUUGAAGGAGAAAGGGGAAAAAAGGAAUGCCACGGGAAGCUACUUGUUGCCAUGAAAGAGAAAAGUUGUUUUCCUAUUAGUAGAAAACAGUGCCACUAACCUAGUGCAAUACAAGACAUCGUAGGCUUCAAACGUUAAGGCUUUCGUGGGAUAAGGAAAGAAAACUACGAUGAUGACUUUGGAUAAAGAUCUAAACAAGAGCAGUUUACAUAAGCUGGUGGCGAGGUCCCUGAAAGAGCCCAUUCUGGGCCAGCAUUUUUCACAGCCCGGUCGCACGGACCACAGCCAGACCAUCGAGCUGGACACCAGCCAGAGUUACAUCGCCGUUUACACACAUCUGAAGGUUCAUGCUACGGGAAUGCCUGAGCGAUUGUCUACGCCGGAAGCGAUUGUAAAGCAUCGUCCGGAGAAUGUGGAGGGCAAGGGCAAAGCCAACGAAAGUAGACCCAUCCGUAACGCCAAAUUACGUGCUGAACUAGGCCUCAAAAUAUAG